UGAGAGGAGCGCAGUCGGUGCCGCGGGGCGCGCUCGGCUCUGCGGCUCCAGCUCCCGCGAAGCCUGUUGCUGCCUUCUCCCGGCCGCCGCUUCCCGCCAGGUGCCCAGGGGCCGGCGGCCCGAGGGGUGCGGCGCGCGGGCAGCCCCCCGCCCUCUUGCUCUCCACGCACACAGGUGGACCCGAGCGUCUCCGAGAGCGCGGACGCCGGAGAGCCUCCCGGUGUGCCCCGGACCGCGCGCCAAGACCCCGGGCGCCGAGCGGCGAUGAACGCGAGCUUCCUGAACCACAGCGGCCUGGAGGCGGCGGGUGGCUUGGGCGGCGGCGGCGGCGGCGGGGCCGGCGUGGGGAACCGCAGCCACGGGCUGGGCACGUGGCUGGGCUGCUGCCCCGGGGGCGCGCCGCUGUCCGCCAGUGACGGGGUCCCCGCGGGGCUGGCUCCGGAUGAGCGCAGCCUGUGGGUGACGCGCGUGGCGCAGAUUGCCGUGCUUUGCGUGUUGUCGCUCACCGUGGUCUUCGGCGUUUUCUUCCUGGGCUGCAACCUGCUCAUCAAGUCGGAGAGCAUGAUUAACUUUCUGAUGCAGGAGCGCCGGCCUUCCAAGGACGUGGGCGCUGCCAUCCUGGGGCUGUACUGAGCGCCGCCUCGGCCCGCCCUCGGCAGCUUGGCUGGAAGAAGACGGAGAAGGGAGCCCAGGACCCUGGUUCCCCCUCCCCGGGCUCUGCCGCCGCCUCUCGGCGGGCAGCGCGAGGGGCAGCGACGUGCCUCCGGGCGCCCGGGCCCGGGCCACUGCGGGACCUUAGGCGGCGGCGCGGGAAGGGACUUCCACACCCGACUCGGUCCUGCGUGCGGUCCAGCGUUGGGGGAUGGGAGGGUAGCGGAUGGGGCUUCUUAACUGUUACUUUGAAAGGAAGUUCUGGGCCGGGUGGGAGAGGUUGUGGGAUGCACUUGGGGCUGAGGUCACUGGCGUGGGAACUUUGUGUGUAUGUAGGUGGGGUGGAGUGGGAGCGAGUUCCGAGCAGCGUGCGGGGGGGCGCCGCUGUUGACGAAUCCGAGUCACUGAGCUUGUUGGUUUGAUUUCGCAUUUGAGAAGAAAUCUUGCAAUAAAGCUACAGCCGUCGGGCUUCCCGCGGCUUCCGCCCGCACUCCUGUGGGAUGUGUGUGUAUGUUGGGGGGUGUGUUGGCGGGGGUGGGCGGUGUGUAGCCUACUAGCAAGUACUUUAGGCAGGUCAUAGGACGCCGGGCCUCAGGACUGGGCAGCUGUCGGGGCUGAUCACAGGCUC
This is a messenger RNA of Balaenoptera musculus (blue whale), 1279 nucleotides long. It is a transcript of the gene RPRML, whose product is annotated as reprimo like. NCBI's taxonomy places the organism in Eukaryota, Metazoa, Chordata, Mammalia, Artiodactyla, Balaenopteridae. The transcript has a single exon. The record is from RefSeq and is a predicted model, not a curated record. Bases 265 to 633 code for a protein of 122 amino acids.